Messenger RNA from Tinamus guttatus (white-throated tinamou), 756 nucleotides. Its product is annotated as tetraspanin-36. NCBI's taxonomy places the organism in Eukaryota, Metazoa, Chordata, Aves, Tinamiformes, Tinamidae. Gene Ontology annotation, cellular component: plasma membrane. The record is from RefSeq and is a predicted model, not a curated record.
UCCCGCGACAUGGACUGCGGCGUGAUCACGUCCAAGACGGUGCUGGUGCUGCUGAGCGUCGCCUUCUGGGCAGCAGCAGCCGGUCUUAGCUAUGUCGGGGGAUACGUCAUUAACACCUACAAGAGCUAUGACAACUUCCUGCAAGAUGAAUACGCUCUCCUGCCAGCGGUGAUCAUUAUUUGUGUUGCCAUCGUCAUGUUCAUCAUCGGCUUGAUCGGCUGCUGUGCUACCCUCCGCGAGUCGCGGGUUGGGCUGGGGCUGUUCUUGGCCAUUAUCCUGAUUAUCUUUAUUGCGGAAGUAUCAGCUUUUGUCCUGGGAUUUGUGUACAGGGAAAAGGUAAAAACCGAUGUGCAGGAUACAAUGCGUUCAGUCUUUGAAAAGUAUGAUGGGAAAAAUGCAGAGUCUACUGUCCUGAAUUACUUGCAAGAACAGCUUCACUGCUGUGGCGUGAGGAACUACAGCGACUGGACGAGCACGCAGUGGUUUAACUCCACCGGUAAAAACAGCGUCCCGCUGAGCUGCUGUAGGCAAGGCCUGAGCAACUGCACGGGGAGCCUGGAUCAGCCACAGGAGCUCAACACCAAGGGCUGUGCAGGGGAGCUGGAAUCUGGGCUGCAGAGUGUUCUCAGCUAUGCAAUGCUUGUAAUCCUGGGAUUUGCCAUCGUAAAGUUCUUUGGCAUGCUGAGCGUCUGCGUACUCACUUGCAAGAGAGAAGACACUGGAUAUCAGCCUCUUUACUCAGGGGUGUUUGCUUGA